AUGCAAGGCUUUUGGCUUCAAAUCUCACAGCGUGGUCGGGAAGUGCUGAACCGCACAUUCACAACACCGCUUCCUCAUGCCGAGCUGCACCUUCUGCCAGGACGGUAUCGAUGGCAGGUGCAAUGGUUCAGCACCGCUGGCGAGGUCUCGGAAGUAGCAUCCUCUGAUGUUGUGGUUGCCGAUGGGGACGACGUCUGGACAGGCAUUCCGUGGAUGGGAGCCAACGACACCAACGAGUACGAAACAACAUUUGACUUUCACGCGGGCAAGACUGACCAGGUGGAGUUGCUGGUGACAACUUUGGGUUUCGGGUAUGUGCAGAUCAACGGCCACGAAGUGUCUCAGGACAUUCUCUCGUAUGCAGGGUGGACCCGGACGGACCGGCGUGUCCUCUACCGAACCUACGAAGUGACCCAGCUGCUGAACGCAACGGCCGGCGGACGUUUGCUGGUCGCAUUGGGAUGCGGGUACAGGUGUGACCCGAAAGGCCGAUUUCCAAGUUACAAAGACCAACCCGAAGGCUUCCACACAGACACGGUCCCUAAAGCAUUUCGAUUGCAGCUGCGGAUCAAUGGGCAGAGGGUCCUCCACACCGGCACGCCUGGGGCCUGGCGGCGGCGCCAGGGUGCAGUGACGCUGGACUCUGUCUACGAUGGUGAAGUCUACAAUCCCCGUGCAGUUGGCCCCUGGAUGGCAUCGGAGGCUCUUCCCUUGGCUCAUGGCCCACGGGGCACCAUGGUGGCGGCAUCUUUCCCAGGCGUGCAGGUCACCCGUAUAGAUCAUCCACUAUCCAUCACGCAGCCAGCAGAUGGCGUUCAUGUGGUUGACUUUGGUUCGAACGUGGCCGGAGUGUGCCAGAUCUCUGUGCCGCAAGCCGCGACAGUCACGUUGAAGCAUGGCGAGGUGCUGCAGCAUUCUGCCAUGCCGCUGAAGAAAGUGGACCCAUCUCGAGUUUACUUCGACAAUCUCAGAUCUGCUGCCGCCAACGACACGCUGGUCCUAGAUGGUCCCAUUCAGAAUUGGAGACCCAGAUUUACAUACCAUGGAUUCCGCUAUGUGGAAGUCUAUGGAUUUCCAGGACAGCUGACAGCGGACCUCAUACAGCGAUUGGUGAUGAACACAGCCGUCUCAGACAAAGUAAACGUGACCCUCGGAGAUGAGGUUCUCCAGGCAAUCCACAUGGGCUCCAAAGGGGUGCAGCGGUCGAACCUCAUGCAGGUGCCAACCGACUGCCCUCAACGGGAUGAGCGGCUGGGCUGGAUGGGUGACGCGUCGCUGUCGGCUGCAUCGCUUUUGGCCCAUUGGAACUACAAGAGCAUGGUGUCCGCCUUUGUGGACUCCAUGGUCGAUGAGCUGGGUGCAGAUGGAUCAUUGCCGGAUGUGGUGCCCUUUCAGCGCUUUGGUGGGAGGCCGGCGGAUCUCUCCUGGAGUGCAGCUUUCUUGGAGAACCUGUGGUCCCUAUGGCAGGAGGGCGAGCUGAAGCCAGCACAGACUCAUUGGGAGAGCGUGAAGGCCCACGUGAGCAAGCUUCGUGCCACGUACGCAGCAGCAGGGAACAUCACCAAGCUGCCUCAGUCUUACGGCGACUGGUGCCCUCCUCCCAGGACACCAGGCAGCAAGACAAGUGAGAAGCCCCCAGCGGGCUUCACAUCUGCGGCGUCCUUGAUGCGGAGCGUGCGACAAGCUGCUGAGUUGGGUACAGCCUUGGGAGGUUCCGCGGCUAAAGAUGCCGAAGCGAUGCAUGACUGGCACCAGAGCAUGCUGCGCGAGUUUCAUGCAGGCUACUACAAUCCUGUCAACCAAACCUACGCGAACGGCGUGAUGGCGACGUACGUUCUGCCCUUGGCCAUCGGCGCCGUCCCUGCCACAGAAGUCCCAGCUGUCUCACGCGGGCUCCUCAAGUACAUUGCUGACCACGGCAACACCUGGACUGGUGGCAUCAUCACCGUACGCUUCUUGUUUGAUGUGCUGCAUGACAUCGGGGCUGCUGCUACGGCGCUUUCCAUGUUGCAGAAGAAGGACUACCCAUCGUAUGGUUACAUGUACUUCAACGAAUACGAGCCUGCAAAUGAAAGCAUGUGGGAGGUGCCUGAUGCCCCGUACCAGGGACCAGGGAUGAACUCCAGGGCGCACCACAUGUAUUCAUCCGUGGGCCACUACUUGACAGCGCGUGUGGCAGGCAUCUCGCUGUCUCAGGGCCACCAUGUGAAGAUGGUGGUUGGACAGUUGGACCAAGUGACGGCUUCGCUCGGUACAGACUUCGGCACCGUGCACUUCAGCUGGUCCAGGAAGCCCACGCUGGUGGUUGAGGUCGUGGUGCCUGUCGGUAUUGUGGCUCACCUCCUCGUGCCCGUGUCGGACGGCAGCGUCAUCUUCCGAUCCUGCGACAUGCAAUGCGAUGAUCUGCGGUCUCAUGUCGACUCCGGCUCUGGGAAGUACGUGCGCUUCUCCAUACCCUCGGGGGCACAUACGCUGGCUGCGGAGAUCAGCAUCGCUUCGAGUGGAGUAGCCUCGGGUGAGCUGAUGGUAUAG
Symbiodinium natans is the source of this 2532-nucleotide messenger RNA. The record is from the annotation of a GenBank genome assembly. NCBI's taxonomy places the organism in Eukaryota, Dinophyceae, Suessiales, Symbiodiniaceae.